Messenger RNA from Ipomoea nil (Japanese morning glory), 915 nucleotides. Its product is annotated as receptor protein kinase CLAVATA1-like. Bases 1 to 915 code for a protein of 304 amino acids. Gene Ontology annotation, biological process: protein phosphorylation. Gene Ontology annotation, molecular function: protein kinase activity; ATP binding. Lineage: Eukaryota; Viridiplantae; Streptophyta; Magnoliopsida; Solanales; Convolvulaceae. The record is from RefSeq and is a predicted model, not a curated record. The transcript is spliced from 2 exons.
AUGAUUUCAUUUCAAAGGUUGGAAUUCAAUAAAUGGGAUAUUUUGAGUGGUUUGAUAGAUGAAAAUUUGAUUGGAAAUGGAGGGUCAGGAAAAGUAUAUAGAGUGAUUACCAAGAAAGGCCAAAGAGUUGCUGUUAAAAGUAUAAGGCAUGAACAAAAGCAAGGGCAUGGAUUAAUGGAGAAACAGUUCAUAGCAGAGGUUAAGAUCCUUGGGGGAAUUUGGCACAACAACAUAGUGAAAUUGCUAUGCUGCAUCAGAGGAAAGACGACAAAGCUUCUUGUGUAUGAAUACAUGGACAAACAAUGCCUUCAUAAAUGGUUGCAUGGAAAGAAGAAAGGCUUAACUACUCAAGUCUUGAACUGGGAGACAAGACUAAAAAUUGCCAUUGGAGCUGCACAAGGCCUCUGCUAUAUGCAUCAUGAUUGCAGUCCACCCAUUGUUCAUCGAGAUAUCAAAUCCAGUAACAUACUCGUCGACUCUGACUUCAAUGUCAAGAUUGCAGACUUUGGACUGGCAAAGAUGAUGGCGAGUGAAGGAGAUCCAGAAACAGCAUCUGCUAUUGUGGGAACCUUUGGUUACAUUGCCCCGGAAUACAGCAGAACAAGAAAAGUGGACGCGAAGAGCGACAUCUACAGUUUUGGCGUAGUACUCUCGGAAUUGACAACGGGAAGAGAAGCAGUGACAGGAAAUGAGGAUAUGAACCUGGCACAAUGGGCACACAAAUACCAAAGAGAAGGGAACUCGGCUGCAGAUGCCAUAGAUGAGGAGAUCAAGGACCCAUGUUAUCUGGAGGCAAUGAUCGUUGUUUUCAAAUUAGGCCUUGCAUGCACUUUGAAUUCCCCAUCAAGCAGGCCGUCCAUGAAGAUAUUUCACAGAUUCUUCAAAGAUACAGCGAAAACAAUCAUCUGUCUCUAG